Magallana angulata is the source of this 4281-nucleotide messenger RNA. RefSeq names its product HEAT repeat-containing protein 4-like. The transcript has 16 exons. Lineage: Eukaryota; Metazoa; Mollusca; Bivalvia; Ostreida; Ostreidae. The record is from RefSeq and is a predicted model, not a curated record. Gene Ontology annotation, molecular function: deoxyhypusine monooxygenase activity. Bases 247 to 4083 code for a protein of 1278 amino acids. Gene Ontology annotation, biological process: peptidyl-hypusine biosynthetic process.
UGACUAUUCUCUUGGAUACUCCAAAACAAUCUUGCCUUUCCGAAGUGAAAAAAAAUGUGAAGUUAAGAUAAAAUCCUUUGAUGGGAUAUGAUUUAAGCCAGUUGCGUUGAGAAUGAUGGCGAAAAAUGAUCAAACAUGUAAAAAGGUUAAUGAAUCAAGUCGACUAUCCGCCGAACUGCAAAACGCUAACAAUAGAAAUUAGUUCGAAUUUCCUUCAGUGUCAAUAGGUGAUUAAUCAGCAGCACAAUGGCUCUAUUUAGAGAAAAAUCGGACAGAGUGAAAACACCAGCAUUAUUUCCAUGUGCUGCCAAAGUCAAAAUUCCACAACUUGGAUCUGAGGAAACAAACUUUGAAUUAAAACUUUCACACAAACCUGCACCCUCUUCAGUGAUCUUUAAAUCUUUUCAAGCACCAGAACCCGUACAGAGGAGUUAUCUCAAGAGGAUCAGUGCAGACUUAUCUUUCAGUGAAGAUGUUGUGCAUGAUAGAUGCUUUCAUAUGGUUCCUUAUGACAGGAAAUAUUUGUUCCAAGCUCUUGAUCCAUAUGAUAUUGUGUCACCUCCACCUCAUGCCAAAAUUCCUCCUGGUCGGCACGAUGCCAGAGGCAUGGAUCAAAGGCAUAUGCCAUGCCACUUAACAAAGUCAUACAAACCUCAACUCAAACCUCUCAAAAGAAAAAUCAUGGAAAGAGCUAGAGAAAUGCACAAAGCUGUGGUAACCCAAGACACAGAUACAGAUGUCUCCUCAGUGGACAGUUUCUUUAUGACAGAAGUCAGUGGAGCAUCAUCAGACAUCACCAAGACAGAAGAUGUCCAGCAAGUAGUGCAAAAGGAGAAGAAACAUGUAAAAAGUACCAAAGGAGUCAAGAAGAGAUCGCCAAGAAAAACAGCAUCAAACCAGAGUAGUAUUGACACUGAGAGAGAAACUCAGCAGGCUUGGGAAAGAUUUUGUAAGGAAACCUAUGACUGGGAUGCAUAUACUCUGUCCAGGGUUAGUUCUCACAUGGCAAAAUGGGUCGUUCUGGAAAAGAUGCCUGAAGGAGAAGAAAGGGAUCGUCUGAAGAAAUUGGUGGAAGCUUGGUAUGGGAGACAGGACUCCUCCGAUCUCUUGCUGGAGUCGCUAGGAGAGCUGAAGAAAGAAGAAACAGUUGACAAGAAAGAGAAGGACGAGAAAAAGCCACAGAAAAAGUGGAAGAAACCUGAAUCUACGAUUCUUGCUCGAGUGUAUGAGAUGGAUCUCGCAGAGGAUAUAACUGAACCUCAUGCUCAUGACCCUUACUCAGAUGACUCAAAGGCACCGUUUUACAGAAAACCUGUGGGAUUGAGACGGGCCAUCAAACAUGCAGAAAAGGAAGAAGAAGUGACGCAGAGUGCAGGUGCAAUCAAUGCCACUGCUGAUAUCACCAUUGACCGCACCUAUGAGCCCCCUGCUCCACCUACCAUUCGAGAUUUUAUCAAUCCUGCUGUGGGGGACAAGUUCUAUGAUACGAAAAAUCAGUUCCAGCAGGAAGUACUGACAGGAGCAGAACAGGUUCAUUUACCAGACUCAGAUAAGAUUGUGCUGAGUUCUGACAACAAGUAUCAGAAAAAGCUGCAGCCCCAGUAUCCGCAAAACCCAGAGAGCUGGUACAGUGAACAGGAAGUCACACCUCCACAUGAGAUGAAGGAGACACCACGCAUUAGGAAGGUGGAGAAAGGAUUGCGGCGAUGGAAGGAGCUUCCUCAGCCUACAGAUGACUCGGACGAGUUUAAUAUGAUUCCUCCCGGAUUUGAUCCGGAAUAUCAUAGAUCCCCUGAUCCCACAACUCGAAGACUGACCAAACAGAAUGCUGCUCUACUCCAAGUCAUUGAUGAAUGGAGACAGAAGUGGCAUCUUAGUGGUCAGUUUGAGGACAGUAAACCUGAUGACCUCAUCAAGGACAUGGCCGACAUUCAGAGCCAUGUCAGGUUAAAGGCUAUAGCAACCAUCGCCAAGGUAGCAGAGUACCACCCGCCUACACAGGAGAUCACAAUGUAUGGGGAAAUACCCUCACUGGCCCCACUUCAAGAGCUGCCUGAGAAACUGUUUGUUGCCUUAGAAUGUCUCCUAGAUGACAAAGUGGACCGAGUCAAAUUAGCUGCAGCCAUAACUUUGUUUUCAUUAAAUAGGCCAUGUGAAAAGGCCAGACAGUGUUUGCAGCAAGCCUUAAAAAGUGAGAGUAGUGUUGACAGAUGGGCAGCAGCCCAGUGUCUUGCCCAUGAUGGGCUAUGUAACUCGCUGGUGGUGGGAGAGAUUGUCCAACAGCUCCUGGAGACUGAGGACACUAUAAAGCAUGAAAAGGCCAUCUAUCUCCUGGGGAAACUGAGCAUCUUUUCUCCGUUGGUCCAUUGUAUGGUGGCUGAACAGUUAAACAGCAGUAGCUGGAGACAUAAAGUCAUUGCUUGUAAAAUACUGCCCACCCUGCAUGGUACUAUCAACAAGGAUGUUACAAACAAGCUGAUGGAUCUGAUGUGGAAUGAUUGGCACGAGGACGUUAGGAAGAGCGCCGCCCAGUGUCUGGGUAAAACUAGUCACGGCCGCGAGGUCCACGAUGACCUCAGAGAGAGGAUUGUCAAGGGCAACGAGGCGACCAGACUGGAAGCCAUCAGUAAAAUAGGACAACUCGGUAUUAUGACUGCAAAACUUCUCCCAGUAUUCUUGAAAUGUUUUGAGGAUGAAUACAUUUCUGUAAGGUCUGAAGUUUGUAUAACAUGUGGAAACUUGGAGAUCAAAGAUGAACAAGUCAUUAACAAACUGAUCCACCUGGCUACAUAUGAUCCAAUCUGGAAAGUCAAGGCCUUAGCCAUUCAAGCUAUGGGUAGGACAGGGGUGGUCAACGAGGAGAUCACCGAGACCCUGCUGUGGGCGGUCAGGUACGAGGAGAACGAGGGGGUGAGGGCGGAGGCCUGCCACACCCUGAUGAUGCUGAAGCUGAAGACAGAGGAAGUGGCAGAGGUUCUACAAGAAAGGUUCCUGGUGGAGUCCAAAAGUGUGGUCAGAGAUGAGAUUGCCAGUACCCUGGAGAUGUUUGGGAUCAGUGCUACAGAGGAUAUGGAUAUGGUGGCACAGAUCAAGAAUGAAGUCAGAAAGCUCUGCACCAAGGGCAACAUAGCAACACAGAUCACGAUCAACGAGGCCGACGAGCAGAAGCACGAGAACUUGAGCAGGAUGAUUUAUGAGAACGAGAAAGAACUUAAGGAAAGUGAAGAGGAAUUGCCUCCAAUGAUGGAGAGAAUUAGGUCAAUGAGCCAAGCCAGCGAUCAUUCAGACACCCACCAGAAGAAAAUGGCGGUGGUGGAGAGAGUCCAUACCCCUCACCAGAGAGCUGUCUCUCCUGCUCCCAGUCGGGAUGUGUUCACCCCCACGGCGGAAGAGGAACUCCAUCAGAUCCUGUCCAGAGAAGACACCCAAAGUGAGGCCGCCACCCCUGAUGCUAGGCCCACGUCUGACCAAGAACGUGAGUCUGACACUCCAAAAGAGCAGGGCACUCCUAAGGGGUCGGAUAAGUCCAGAGGCACCACUGAUGAUUGGGACAGCAGUGAGCGGGAAUACUCCUCGGUCACAGAUGGAAAGACCCCGGACACAGAGAGACCAACCAGUGUGGUCAAGUUUGCAUCAGAACUUCAGGUGGAGGAAAUACCUGGACGGUCCACACUAACUCCAUCUAAAUCAGCUAUGGAGGACAUGCGGGUAUCCACUCGACUGAGCAGCAUGGCAGGAGGCCAAGGGUCCACUGACACAAGAGCUUUCAGCCGUGAUGCCAUUAAAGAACGAGAGAAAAUCAACACCGAAGCAUUAAAGAGUUAUGCCGGUCUCGAUAUGCGAUACUACAGCAUGAUAGAAGACCUGAUGAGGGUAGACAAUACGUACGAGUUGGUGACAGGUCAAAAGCCUCCCCAGCUGGAAGUGGAACAAGUGAAGAAGAUUACACUGAUCCAGUCCCCUUCCUCCGCACUCAUCGCCCAGUCUGAUGAGGCAAUUCCAGUGGAUGAUGAGGAAGAAGAAGACGUCAAGCCAGCCGUAACUAUAACAGUUACCACAGAUGAAGGUGGUGUCCCGAGUUGAUUUGGAUUGAAUAUGAAUUAUGUGAAUUUUUUCCUCUAGGUCUGUCUAUUUAUAUCCAUUGUCAUUGUUACACUUCAAAAACUGUUGAUGUAUAUUUUGCAUGUUUAUCUGACUGUGAUAGUGUGUUUCUUUAUAAAGUCAAGGUUACACGACCUAUUCUGAAAUACAUGUAUUGUUUAAUAUAUUUAUCUUUGAAAA